Porites lobata is the source of this 7622-nucleotide messenger RNA. Lineage: Eukaryota; Metazoa; Cnidaria; Anthozoa; Scleractinia; Poritidae. The record is from the annotation of a GenBank genome assembly.
CUGCUUCAUGAUGGUUUACAGGUUGCAUACAAUCAAAGUUCAAUCUUCUUACCUCCACAAAUGUUUCAUUCCUCUCGCGAUUCCAAAGUGGUUACCUUGGUUUAUUUAACAUUGAGCGAUGUGUUAUCACUCCAGAAAGAAACUGGUGGCAAGAUGUUUCCCAAAACUACCAUCGUUUCUUCCACCGUUGAGCCCAGGCCCCUGGGCGAAUUAAAGAACCCUGUUAAGAUCAUCCUUGAAAACAGAAAGGUAUAAACACAGUUUUGGUCACAAAGUUUUAUUUAAAUACGGUCAUCUGCACGUCGGUUAACUGCCGCAUAUAUAGUGCAUGUAUAUCCUGAAAAGGUCAUCUUUGAUAGCUUUGUUGGCCCUGAUUCUCAAUGCCAGAAGUUGUAUAGUUGACAUAGCUUGGGAUUUUAUCAAAAGCCGGUCACCAAAUUUAAUAAAUUAUACUUCCAGCGACAGCGUGGUUAACACAGUUGAAGUUUAUUUGUGUCUCUUUUCAAGGUGCCACCACGAGCCCUUACUUCAAAGAAGACGCAUUGUGUCUUUUGGCGCCCAAAAGAACCGCCUGCGAUGUGGAAAACCAGCGGCUGCCAACUUGUCCACAGAGAGUCAAACGCCUUUAUCACAACGUGUGAAUGUGAUCACCUAACUGUCUUUGCAGCUCUUAUGGAUCGAUACGGUUCAAAUGUAGGUAGAUAUUUGUGAUAGAAGGGACACUCAGUCAAUUUGGAUUUUCUCUGCUUGCUUUAUUUGGAUGCGGACGUUUCCUGAUUCUUUUUAAUUAUUAUAUUUACCUUUUAGUUGGAUCGCGUAGAUCCACGCUGACGCGUUUUACUUUCGCCCAUGUCUUUUAAAGGAGCUAUGCCAAGAUUUCUUGGCUUUAUUCCAAAAAAAAUGUUGAAAUCAAAGACAAUCAUGAAAUAAUAGUUUAGUUUUUAAAAUUUAUUAUUGGAUACUGCUGAACCUCAAGAUAUAUUAUAAAGUACAUGUCUUUGGCUCUCCGUGGCCAGUAGGAUGGAGAAAGACUGGUGUGGAAACUUGACAUCCUUGGGCCGAUGUUUUAGGUUAAAUACUCCCCAUUGUUAGCUUGUGCUGUGUCCUACUCCAAAUGCCGAGGAAUGAUUUGUAUUCGAUGAGUAAACUCCGUAUCAUUCACUACGUUAUUCUUUCUGCAACAUACUCUAAAGCCUACGUCUUUUAACCCUAUUCAGACUUGGGGGGCUUUUCGAACCCCCCCCCCGGCAAAAUCGUGAUAACUACUACACCGAAAGAGCUAUGACGUUCAAAUUUUCUGACUUUUCCUAAAAUUUAUCUAGGAACAUUUUGGUAUAAUUACUAUGUCCAUGUGAUUAAUCAUGUUGCCAUGGCAACCAGUUUCUGACACAUAGGUUUUGGAAAAUUCAAAAAAUGGUGAUUUUUUUGUUUUAAGAUCGCGUUUUUACACUUACAGUGCUUUUUGUUGUUAAAAUGGUCUUUGCUUGGGACUAGUUUUUGAAUUACAUCAAAAUGUUUCAACAUCGAAUAUUUGGGGGGGAGGGGUGGGGUAAAAUUUGUCACUUUUUUGCUUUGACAAAUAUGCUGCUCUAUUUUCCAAAUAACACUUCCAAAGUCAUUUGUUUGGGUAAUAAACAUUAGUUUGAUACUUCUUUUAUACAUUCUGAGCUUUUUCCCCUUUGAAAGUUGCUUUAAAUUAUAAUUUUAACAAAAAAACGGAAAUCCAAAUGGCGGAUCCAAGAUGGCGGACAACCAUUUUAAAUUUUAAAUUUUAUUGCUUCCUAUUGCUUUUUCUCGCUGUACAAGUGUUUCCUUGUUACUAGUUCAUAAGAAAGGAUAACAAAGAGAUGACUUUACCAAUAUUAUUGAUAUUUUACGUAUCUAAGUGGAAAAAUAAUAAGAAACAUUGAAAAAUCGGAAUAUGACGUCACUGUGACGUCAUCAUUGGGCGUGGGAAGUCAAAACUGGGUGUGGGGCUUCUUUGUACGGAGAUGAUCAUUGUGUGUAAAUUUCAUGACCCUAGCAUUAUUGGUUCCAGAGAUACAGAGGGGGGGGUCCGAGGAGCCCCCCAGUCACAGAUUGACCAAAAAAGCCCAGUCUGAAUAGGGUUAAAGGAUCUUAAAUUCUUCGACUAUCAACAAUGCAAUUAUCGGAAAUAGCGUUCUCGGAUCAAGACAAUAUACGGUGGUCGAUUCUAACCAACUUUCUUGUCUUUUUAAAGGCAUCAUUACCUCACAAGAAAGCCUUGGAGAUCAUAUCGACUAUUGGCUGUUCCAUCUCGCUGUUUUCUGUUCUCAUGACCAUGGCUGUUACUUUGUUCUUCUGGAGGGACCUGAAAGGUCCGAGAGUAAAAGUUCUGCUAAACUUGUGCGCUGCCAUUGCCUGUAGCUGCAUACUUGCUAUACUGGAAGGCUCGGCAAGAAACGAAGAGGUGUGUAAAAUUCUUCAAGUAGAAAUGCAACAAGCCCGCGCAAACCGCCUGAUAGAUUACUGUCUCUCCCAAUACUCCUAAGGAAAUGUUCCGAAUUAGAAGGCAAUAUUAUUGUGGGUAGAGUCAACCUUCUUUAGCCACUUGCACUACGAUGAUGUCAUUUUCCUACAACUUCCAAAAUCCCUCAGUUUGUUGUUUUCUUUUGUAAAUAAGAGUGCUGUUGAUUUUUAAACCUCAGUUUGAUUGACAAAUUUACUCAUAAGAAAGCAAAAACUGAAAUAAAUUCUGGUAGCUAAAGUGAAAUGUCGUCAUCGUAGAAUGGCCUAUCGUGUCACCUCUGAUAAUGAGCCUAUCUUAAUAUUCAAAUAAACACGCAAAUGCAGCAAUUAGCCCAGCAAAGAAUACUCGUUUCAUCCCAUUAUUGACUUGUUAAAUUCUACACAAAAUAGUUUAAUUUAUUAAAAGACAAAUGAAGUCAGAUAAAAAUAGUUGCGGGGACAAGAGCAGCCCGCAAUCCUAAUAUCCAGGUUGCUAUUACGAAUUAGCCUUCCACUUAGAAUGAAUGGAAUGCACAGAACGUAAUUUUAUCACUUACGUUUCGACCUUCUAUAACCCCUCGUAAUCUGAUCACGUGUGUUUUGACCAUAUGUCACGAGAACUUACGCGAAGCACAGCGAUGGAACAAAAGCGUUUUGACCUUCGAUCGUUGUCGCACGCACUCCGUAACGCUUGGUUAUUAUUACUAGUCUAUUAAAUAAGUUAAAAUGAUUUAUAGUCUUCUGUGUUAUCUUAACUUGUAGCCCCAGUGCACUGUGGUCGCUGCUCUACUGCACUAUUUUUUGCUCGCCUUAUUUUCAUGGAUGUUGUGUGAGGGUAUACUGCAUUACAUUGUUAUCGUAAGAGUUCAUGGGGACGCUGAGGAUAAAGUAAAGUUCUUUUACCUGUUUGGAUGGGGUAGGUACACUCUCUCAGAUUUUCCUGUUGGAAAACAUGGAUUACACUGUAAGGCUGUUAUUAUCCCUGUAAAACAGGACUAGACUAGACUGUUCGCAUUGCUUUGAAAUAGAUAUGACUGUUAAAUAAAUGAAUUAAUUUUUAAAUUAAAUUAAUAAAUCGAAUUAAUAAGGAUAAAAGAUAAAAAAAGAUACCUGACCUACCAGGAAGGAGUUUUUAGGCCAGUCGUGUUAACGGAGGAAAUAUCACUCCACGAAAAAAAGGAAAAGAAAGGUACAAAGGACGAAGAAAGCAAACCCAAGGGGGGGGGAAACAGAGUAAGAGCGGCAUGUUGCCGUUAUGAUGUGCGUCAUAUUGGGGUCUAAUAUUAUAUCUUAACACUUCUAGGUUUUCCAGCCAUAAUGGUUAUAAUUGCGCUGUCUGUCACCCGACUGAAAGGAUAUGGUCACAAAGAAGCUUGCUGGUUGAAUGCUGAUAAGGGAUUGAUUUGGGCCUUUAUUGUCCCAGCUCUAGGUGUUAUUCUGGUCAGUAAAAAAUACAUUUAGCGUGUCUAGUCUUAUCAUGCCUAACGCAGGCGCGGGUCCGGGAUGAAUACUGACCGAUUUCCCAAACUAGCGCCAAAGGCGCAAGCUUCAAGGUGGCCUUCCAUGCAGGCGUUUUUAGGCGAGUUCUUUUUUCAUCCCUCCCCACAAACGCCUGCUCAACUGAACACAACAUUCCUUUCCCAUGCUUAGCCAAUCACAUUAUACUUUCCAAAUUCUGGAAAGUUGACCUUGACCGCAGGAUAAUCUGAUAAUUACUCGAUCUGGAAGAAACACUGGGAAAAGCUGUCUGACCUCUAAGAAAUGUUAGAUGCAGAGCGGCAAAAAUAAGAUUUAUUCAAAUUUUAGAAUACUCCAUGCACUGCAUAACCUUAGCGAAAGAAAGAAAAGAAGGAAAACGGUAACUCUAGGGUCGCGUUCUAGUCGCGUUUAGCCUGUCAACACUUUAUUGCACAACUGUUGAUUGGUCACUUACUACUCAAAUAAAAAACAAUGGGAAAGGAAUGUUGUUUUCGGUUGAGCAGGCAUUUGUGGGGAGGGAUGAAAAACGAGCUCCCCUAAAAACACAUGCGUGGGAGGCUACAAUCGGCGACAAAAUGAGUUGAGACACUUCGCCCAAAAGUAGGCUUUUUUACGUUUUAUCAACUUCAAAAGGACGAAAUAUAGCUUUCCUCCCCCAUCCCCUCCGUACAAUGUUGGGCCCCUGUUCUAGCUACCUAUAGAAAACAACAAACACCCCAACUUUGAAUGGAGGGGACAGGGGAGGGGUGCGGAUUCUUUUGUUCUCCGAAGUCACUCGAUUUUGGUACAAUGUCUCUACAAUUUUGUCGCCGAUUGUCUGAAUCUCAAAAGUGGCCGUACGUCCUUUAGAAAGUUAAUUGAAUUCAUAUUUUUAUGCUGGGAUGUAAGACCCCUGGUGGCUUUUUUAUUUGUUAUGUUUGACUUCAUCAUACCUAUUUUAGAACAAUUAUAAUAAGGCGAUUUCGUUAUUUUCAGUGCGUGACAUUUCGUGUCACGCUUAACCGUGCCUUGACAUCGUGCGAUGUGGCGCGUCGGGCACGAUUUCUUAUUCUCUCCUUUAUCGAACCGCAUCCAAACAAAGAACAACGUGAAAAGGAUAGAAACUUAAUAGAUUUAUAGGCAUUAAAGUAGUUAUAAUGGCUAAAAUUGCUCUUUAGGAGGAAUUUCCACGAGUAACCACGAGUAACCACGAUGAGUAAAAAACAAAAUAAUUUAAUUAUCUUUUAAGAACAAAGUUGGUUACUCGUGGUUACUCGUGGCCAGUCUCCUCCUGACCUCAUAGUUUCUACUGUAAAGUACAUUCUUCAAAGACCAUCAUGGGUAUAUGGGCAACGAAUUUGCUGCACGGAUUUAGCGAUGCUAUACAGCUUUGCUGUGCAUUUGAAGUUGGAACAUUUUUUCUGAAAAUUCUCCUGCGCAUAGCAAUCAUGGCUAUUUUAUCGUCCAUCCCACCCUUAUCAAAUAGCCAAACUUCGAAUAAAUACUUCGAAAUUACUAGGGAUAUAUUCAAAUACAAUAUAUUAUCUGCCAUCGAUUCCUACCGAUCACACUUAGUUACCAGAGGAAAAUCAAUCAUUCGGUACGUGGGUAUGCUGCGUAAUUACUUGAAAUCACUACCGAGUACAAAAAUUGGCAAAACUAAUUUUCCCCCGAAAAACACAGGAAAGGGAUUAUAUGGGUAUCUUAUCUAUCUUCUGAAAAACGACCCGGUGAAUAUAGUAAUCUCAACUAGUUACCGUCUCCUAACCGGUGCUAAUAGGACAACAGCGCGUAGAUUUCGAUCCAGACAAUCGGCGACAAAAUGGGUUGUGACACUUCGCCCAAAAGUAGGCUUUUUUACGUUUUAUGAACUUCAAAAGGACGAAAUAUAGCUUUCCUCCCCCAUCCCCUCCGUACAAUGUUGGGCCCUUGUUCUAGCUACCUAUAGAAAACAACAAACACCCCAACUUUGAAUGGAGGGGACAGGGGAGGGGUGCGGAUUCUUUUGUUCUCCGAAGUCACCCUAUUUAAGUACAAUGUCUCAACAAUUUUGUCGCCGAUUGUAGCUUCAAGGGGAAUCAGGGGGGCAGGCUCCCCCAGGAAUUUUUUUGGCUUUCGUUCGACUCCUUAAAGUCCCCUUUUCUGGAUUUCCGAGUCAUUCAGACGGGAUAUUGGCCAGAUUUCAACCUGGAAAGUGUUUUUAUGAUAAAAAUGUAUCUAUUUCGAAAAAUCUGACCGAUUUCUGUAACACAGUGGAAGCCUGUAUGGAUUCGCGCUUCUGACCUUAUGGUAUAGAUUAAGCCUUUUCUGCUAUUUGAACCGACAGUUUUUUGAAGAUGAAAAUAUUUUAUCUGCGCAAAGUGUGUUUUGAAGUCCCCCUUCCUCAACGUAGAUUACGAUCAAUACGCCAACCGUGCCGUUGUUUAAAUUGAAGGCAGUCAACUACCGAAAGUACACCUAACUUUCCUCCUAACUCUCCUUUUAAAUGUUGCAGAAAAGUCUAGAUUAUAAAGCUAGUCUAUCAUAGGCUCUUCAAGAUAACAAAUAUUUUGGGCCUACCAAACCCAACUGAGCCGGGUCAUUCUAAAGGCUUACGAUCCAAGAAUAGGCCACCAUCACGGAUUCAACAUCCACUGAAAAUUCAGUGAGAUGUAUGGGAGUGAACAUUGUAAAACUGGAGAAAUCAUGGACUUUAUUUCUAAGGUUUAAAACUUGUUAUCGACUAGUCGAAAAGUCAAUGAGAAUAACUUGUUUUGGUUAAACGUGUCUUCCUAUGAAUUUGAAUUACACACAUAAUGAAAAAGUUUUGUUAUUGAAAACUGCAUUUAAGCUGACUGAAACAGUUUCUGGUCAUCUGUUACUACGUCCGGAUGGCAAUAGCCUGAGAAAACAGACGAAAUUUGCGGCACCACCACUGGUUUCCGUGUGAAAUGACGUAGAAACGAGCGCAGAAAUUCUAUACUGAUGACCUGUCACUACCCAGAUCUGAGUAGUGCUUCUGAUUGGUCGUGCCGGUUGAAAAAUUUACUUCGGCCAAUCAUAUGCACUUACCAGGUCUGGGCAGUGACGCGUCAUCAGUACAGAAUUUCUGAGCUCGUUCCUUAGACGUCAUUUUGCGAGGAAACCAGUGGUGGCGUCGCGAAAUGUCGACUGUUUUCUCAGGAUAGGAUGGCAAUGAAACUUGAAAAGGUUUAAAAAAAAUCUCCAAAAAUUAUUAUUGUUAGUGACCCCUGAUCGGAUUAAAUUUGUUUGAUACCUUCUUCAUAACUCUACAUCUUGUGUAUUAUGGUAAUGAUAUUAAGUAAUGCCAAGCAAAGAAUUGACCUGAAACAAUAUCUCUUGACACUAUAACGACUUGAAGCUAAAAAAGUAACAUGGUUCGAGGUCAUUUGCCAAGUAAAUUUCUGUAACUUUUACAGGUAAAUAUCGUGGUAUUUUUUUUGGUUAUUCGCCAAAUGAUGGGAACAAAGUACAUGAAGAACAAGACACAGGUGGAAAAAGUGAUAACUGGAGUCAAAGCCUCUGGGGUCAUUCUUCCACUGCUUGGAAUCACGUGGCUAUUUGGACUGUUGAGUUUCAAUUCGGAUACCAUCAUCUUUAAGUAUAUAUUCACCAUAUUCAACUCUCUCCAAGGCUUGAUGAUCUUCAUAUUUCAUUGCGUUCUCAACAAACAGGUAAUAGUUUUUUUUUUCUUG